CGAGAUGACCCUCUCGAUUCUAGGUUUGGUUCUUGCAGCAGCGCUUGAAAUUGGGCAAAUCCGUAAUCUCCCUCGCUGCCCGCACAAGAAACCCUGGAAUGGAAAGGUGUUAGGGCUUUUGUAGUCGAAGUUGCUGUUUGAGUCUUUCGUCUCGCUUCCACCUCCUCUUGUCCUUGCUUUCUCCGUUCCGCUCGAUUGGCGGUAGCGCCAAACGUGGAUAGACGAUCGGAAUCCGACAGCCGGAGAUGGCAGAGAGAGGUGGUUUCGGACGGGGCUUCGGUCGGGGAGGAGGUCGCGGUGACCGUGGUCGCGGUGACCGGGGUCGUGGAGGCCGCGGCGGAGGCCGCCGUGGGGGUGCUCGCCGCGACGAGGAGGAGAAGUGGGUUCCAGUCACGAAACUCGGACGCCUCGUCAAGGAAGGGCGCAUCCGUACACUGGAGCAGAUUUACUUGCACUCGCUCCCCGUGAAGGAGCACCAGAUCGUGGAGUCCCUACUUGGGCCCCUACUCAAGGACGAGGUCAUGAAGAUCAUGCCCGUCCAGAAACAGACACGCGCAGGGCAGCGCACACGAUUCAAGGCCUUCGUUGUGGUCGGUGACGGCAAUGGCCAUGUUGGCCUCGGGGUCAAGUGCAGUAAGGAGGUCGCGACGGCCAUCCGUGGCGCCAUCAUCCUCGCUAAGCUCUCCGUCAUCCCCGUUCGCAGGGGUUACUGGGGGAACAAGAUCGGCAAGCCCCAUACCGUUCCCUGCAAGGUCACCGGAAAGUGUGGUUCAGUAACCGUCCGGCUCGUUCCGGCGCCCAGGGGUUCCGGUAUCGUCGCUGCUAGGGUACCGAAGAAGGUUCUGCAGUUUGCGGGAAUCGAGGACGUAUUCACCUCGUCUCGCGGCUCAACCAAGACUCUUGGAAACUUCGUCAAGGCUACUUUUGAUUGUCUAUUGAAGACAUAUGGCUUCCUUACUCCUGAUUUCUGGCGAGAGACUCGCUUCACAAAAUCUCCUUUCCAGGAGUACACGGACUUGUUAGCAAAGCCUACCAAGACCCUUAUUCUCGAGGAGGUUGAAAAAGAUGAUGCCUGAUGAAGUUCUUGAACCUUAAGCAUAGUAAAUUUGCUUGGAUAGCAAGUAUCACACGGUUAAUGUUCUCUCAGAAUAGGCCCAUAGAGUAUUCCUCCAAUCUGGUUUUCUCCAUUUUUGAAGGAUUUGGUGUUCAGGUUCUUGGUUUCAUAUUUUUUUAUAUAUAUUCGUAAUAUUUCGCGUUGUAAGGCCUGGUUGGUGCGCUUGUCUUUGGAACCCCUGGAAGCCUUAGUCCAUUACUGCUUGACAUGAUAAGAUGGACUUAUUUGCUUUUGGUAGGCACUGCUUGGAGGAUUAAGAGCUUCCAAGCUGUUUAUAUCCUUGGAUGCAGAUGUUAAAUUCACGCUUUUAUAUUGACUAAGUUUCACUA
Nymphaea colorata (pocket water lily) is the source of this 1443-nucleotide messenger RNA. Its product is annotated as 40S ribosomal protein S2-3-like. Gene Ontology annotation, biological process: translation. Gene Ontology annotation, molecular function: RNA binding; structural constituent of ribosome. Lineage: Eukaryota; Viridiplantae; Streptophyta; Magnoliopsida; Nymphaeales; Nymphaeaceae. Gene Ontology annotation, cellular component: cytosolic small ribosomal subunit; ribosome. The record is from RefSeq and is a predicted model, not a curated record. The coding region runs from base 246 to 1076 and encodes 276 amino acids. The transcript is spliced from 2 exons.